AUGUCAACUGACCCUUCGGCCCCCACUCGAAAAGAAGAAUUCUAUCAACUCCUCGAUAAAAUAUACGCCAGCCAUGAAGAACUGGUCCAGCAAAUUGACGAGCUGGAACUCAAGGACUUGCCUGAAUCAGCCACAAAUGAAGACUUGGAUCUUAUAAAAUCCAUCAGUACUAUUGUGGGAUACCGAACUCCAGAGGCGUUAGAAGCAAAAGUGAGAGCAGUAUGGGAGAAGCACGGCGUCUUUUUACCACCCGAUGAACUUCACGAGGAUGGACUUAAGCUAUACAGGCGAUUAUACGGCGAGCCAAUUAUUACCAAACCAGAAGAGCCACAGAAAGAGGAAGACCAGAUUUUCCGGGAGAACAAGGAUGGAGAAUGGGAAGAAGUGGAGAUGGCACAAGAUCAUCACUCGACUGAACCACAAGCUGCUGAAGGUGAAUACUUGGUAGGCAUCCCUGAGUCUGCUGGCCAUGAGGUAGAUAUCCAUACUACAGAGAGGUCCCGCCAGGUAGCAGCAUCCCUCGGAGCGGACCUAUUUACCGAAACUCCAACAUUCGACAGUGAAGACCCAUUCGUUCGAUCACACCCAUUUGUGGAUGAGGGCAAGUUUGGCACAAGCCCACGUAGUGUCACAGCUCCAGCAGCUACUAUGACGAGGCCAAUCACACAAAUGACUGCUGCCUUUUCUAAUAAACACAUUUCUGACACGGCCCAUAAAAUAUUUGGGGGAGACCAACUGCCCGAUUCUAUUAGGGUCGUAAAAUCUCGACCAAAGAACCCAAUCCCACUCACAGCAUCGCAAAAGCAAAUGUCCCCGAUUGAAAGCACUUUGUUUAUGUCAGUAUUAUACCCUGGAAUCUAUGCAUCAGUUUUAAGUGCGCUGGUAGAAACGCGAAAAAGACUCGGGACAAAGUGGAUUCGCGGUCUUAUGUGCAAAGAAGGAGGACCGAGCAUUCUUGAUGCAAGCGGUGGUGGCGCUGGUGUUUUUGCAUGGAGAGAAGUACUGCGAUCUGAAUGGUCCCUAAUGUACCCGGAUCAUCCGGAGGGAAGCCUGGCAACAGGGAAAUCUACUGUUUUGACUGGAUCGGACACACUGCGGCAUCGUGUUAGCAGUCUCCUGGAGAAUACUACCUUCCUUCCACGACUUCCAAACUACCUACGCCUUGCAGGGGAAUCAUCGCUUGGUCCCCAGAAGCCUGGGAAUCGAAAGAACUAUGAUAUUAUAGUUGCCCCUCAUUCGUUAUUACAUUUCGAGGAGGACUAUCAAAAAAAGGACUACAUUCAAAAUCUUUGGGCUAUGUUAAAUCCUAGAGGAGGUAUUCUGAUACUCCUUGAAAAAGGACACAAGGAGGGCUUUGCGGCAAUUGGAGGCGCCCGAGCGAUGAUAUUAGAACGGUUGAUUAAAUCUCCUGGAUCUUCAGAGGUUUCCGAUCCCGAUCCCGCUCCAGAGACCCAAGCUGGGCAAAUUGAGAAAAGCAAAGGCAUGAUAAUUGCACCAUGUACUACUCAUGCUAGAUGUCCCAUGUAUGUUGAGCCCGGAAAAAUGAAACAGCCCAAGCAGUUCUGUCGGUUUGCCCAGCGAUAUGUCAGACCCCACGUAUUGCAGCGCAUCCUUGGAAACCCAUCUCACAACCACGAGGAUGCGGAAUUCAGCUACCUUGCUGUCCAACGAGGUGUUGAUAGGCGGGAAGUUGACGGCUUGGUGCAGGAUGAGCAUACAACCAACGCAGCUUUCGCCGGCUAUGAACAUUCAGAUGAUAUUAAUGAAGCAAACGCCAAUGAUGCUAAAAAGGAGAUCAUCGAUCCGCUCUUGUGGCCCCGAGUCGUGCUGCCUCCUAUCAAACGAAAAGGCCAUGUCUCGAUGGAUUUAUGCACGCCAGAAGGGAAAAUAGAGCGCUGGACAGUUCCCCGCUCAUUCAGCAAACAAGCAUAUCGAGAUGCCCGUAAGUCCUCAUGGGGAGAUCUGUGGCCUCUAGGAGCGAAGACCCGGAUCCAUCGUCCCGUCCGAGCCAUCAAAAUAGAGGAGGCAACUCCCGUCAAGAAGAGGAUAGUGAAGCCAGGCGCGGAUUCAAGACGGAGACGUGCUGCCCUCGUAGAUGAGAGCGAGGAAUUUGAUUUAGAUGAAGAGCAAGAGCAGAAACUUGCCGACAGAGUGAAGUCCUAUCACGACCAGCGCAUAACUGGGAAGACUAAGAAAGAAAACAAAGUGCCGAAGUGGGCGAGGCAGAUGGAAGUGAAGCGCGAUCGCAAGUACGGCAAACAAUUGGGCCAUGAGUAA
Messenger RNA from Trichophyton benhamiae CBS 112371, 2277 nucleotides. RefSeq names its product 37S ribosomal protein Rsm22. NCBI's taxonomy places the organism in Eukaryota, Fungi, Ascomycota, Eurotiomycetes, Onygenales, Arthrodermataceae. Gene Ontology annotation, molecular function: methyltransferase activity; structural constituent of ribosome. The coding region runs from base 1 to 2277 and encodes 758 amino acids. Gene Ontology annotation, cellular component: mitochondrial small ribosomal subunit. The transcript has a single exon. Gene Ontology annotation, biological process: translation. The record is from RefSeq and is a predicted model, not a curated record.